Molecule: messenger RNA, 1110 nt
Organism: Pseudocercospora fijiensis CIRAD86
Lineage: Eukaryota; Fungi; Ascomycota; Dothideomycetes; Mycosphaerellales; Mycosphaerellaceae
Exons: 7
Coding region: 1-1110 (369 amino acids)
Source: RefSeq, a predicted model, not a curated record
AUGUCUAAUAUUCUAAGGAUAUAUCUUCCUCCCCAUCUGGGAAUCGAACCCAGGUCUCCCGCGCUUGGUAUCCAGAGGAUGACAAGCGGAAAUCAUAGCUAUCAGAUAGUUAGAACCGUCAAACUCGGUACCAAUGAGGACUUUGAUUGGAUGGAAGAUGGAGUGGGUAUAGAUGUACUAGUAGGUUCAGAAAAUGAGGAUGCUGAUUAUUUUCUGCCGUAUAUGGAUCCCAUCAAUGGGGUGAUUCCCACCCCGCCCAGACUGACCAGCAUUAUGACGAUUUACCGACCGCUAUCCAGUGGCACGACCAUCCGCCUGCUCUGUCUUCUUCCUGGCGACCACGAUGAACCUGUUCGAAUCCAGCUAGAGCCCCACCAACUGGGCACGACACCUUACGAAGCAACGUCGUAUAGAUGGGAGGGCCAGCCGACGGCGAUGAUGUGUGAUAAUGCACCUUUGGCGAUCGGGAAAAACGCAUAUGAUCUGCUACUAGUUCUACGCCUCCGGACACCUGAGCAAGGCCGCAUGUUGUGGAUGGAGUGUGUCUGUAUCAACCAGCAGGACACGAAAGAGAAGGAAGAACAGGUGAAGAUAAUGCAUCUCAUCUAUCGUGGUGCCAAGUCAGUGCUCAUUUGGCUUGGCCUGGAAAGCGCUGAACGCCAUCUCGCAAUGGCGCUCCGUAUAUUUCCCAGCUUGAUGCCAAGAAGUAUGUACGAGAACCCGCACUCUGGCAAUUCAGUGAAGACAUGUUUUUUCGACAGCUUGACAGAAAACUCAAGUGCUUGGAGUCUGGUCCAGGCAUUAUCUGCUUUAUUUUCGAGAUCUUGGCAUCGUCGAAUCUGGAUGCAGCAAGAAGCUGCCCUUUGCGAAGACACUUUCGUACUCUGCGGUGAUGAUACCGAAUCCUUUUCAGAGGAUUGCUCGUUCGUUGGAAAUCUGUCCUUUACCGAAGCAGAAUUGAACCAGCGUUGUGACUUCAUAACAAGAGAAACAUGGAAGCUGCUCUCUGACUGUUCAUUGUGCGAAGCUACUGAUCCUCGCGAUAUGUCCAAAAUUCAAUUCAAUGGAUUCUGUGUAACUAACUUUUUCUACGCGUAUGGGUAUCUCUGA